AUGGAUUUUUUAAUAAAUAAAUUUAACGACUUUAAGCACUCAAAUAAAACAGCGAUGAUCGUUUGUGAUAAUGAAAAAAUCCUGGCGACGAAAACCUACAAAGAAAUUUGCGAAAUCAGCGCAACGUUCGAAAAAGAAUUUCGAGUUUCAUUAACUAACGACAAUUUAUGCGUAGGUUUGCGUAUGGAGAAAAACGAGUAUUUACCUUCGAUAAUAUUAAGUUUACAGGUACUUCAUCAUGCGUUUGUGUAUAUCCCUACGAAUGUUGCCAUGAACACCAUCAAUAUACACUACAUAUUAACAUUUAAUAGCGAUUUGGAUCGAAAAUUUGAAAAAACCCGCGAAAUAUUAAUUAACAACAAUACAUUUACACUAUGGAAAAUUUCAACAAUCUCCACAGACUUAUUUAAGGAUGUUUUUUGUAUAAUGCAUACAUCCGGCUCGACUGGCGAAAGCAAAUCCAUAAGAAUACAAAACAAAUGUAUAGAAACUAACGCAAUAAAUUUAGGACACGUUUUCAAAAUCACAUCCGAAGAUAUCAUCUUUUGGGGCACACCUCUAUCAUUCGACCCAUCUCUAAUAGAACUUUUACUAGCGUUAUUCAACGAAUCUACCCUCGUAAUAACAUCUUACAAAACGUAUUUAAACCCAACAGCCCUUUAUUCGGCUUUAUUCCGGGUAGCUCGUGUGACAUUCCUCCAAACGGUACCUUCGAUAUUCCUCAGAUGGAGCGAAACUUGCAUUAAACGCCUACUAUGCGACAGCGAGUUGAGAUUAUUGGCUUUCGGCGGGGAAGCUUUCCCGAAAGACUUGUUAGGAUACCCCAGGAGAGAAGAUUUGAGCGUUUUUAAUCUGUAUGGUAUCACUGAGUUAAGUUGUUGGGCUACUGUUCAUCGAAUAACCGAAGAAACUCAGUUCGAUGAUAUACCUAUAGGUGGAGCUUUAGAUGAAACUAUUGUAGAAGUGAGGAAUGAUGCAAACGAGGUGAUAGAAAGAGGCGAAGGAACGAUUUAUAUAGGUAGUAACUCGAGAGGAUGCUUAAUAAACGAUGAACUGGUAACAGAUUCACCGAGGUUUAGAAACACUGGAGACCUAGGAUUCGUUGCAAACGGGAUUAUUUGCUACAAAGGCAGGACAAAUGGGGUCGUCAAGAGGUUCGGUUUGAGGGUAAAUUUAGCAGAAAUCGAGGAAAUUGUAUUCAAAGAAUGCCAGCUAACGAGUAAAUGCGUGUGGUCCGAUAAAUACAAGAAGUUGUUAUGCUUUACCAUAGUAAAAAACAUCGCUUCUAACAGUACGAAGGAAAAAAUAUUGGACAAAUUUCGAGUUAAAUUACUAAAAGUAUUACGAACCGAAUAUUUCCCGGAUUAUUUCGAAUUGCUAGAAACAUUCCCUACCAGUUCGCACGGUAAAAUCGACGAGAAAACGCUGGAAGAGUACUAUUCAAUACACACCUCGAGCCAACGAGUCAACCCGGUAGAUUUAUUCCAGAAACUCUGGUUCAAAUACCUCGGAAUCUACAACAACAACACCGACGAUUUGGAAAAUUACAGCUUCUUCGAAAUGGGCGGAAAAUCAAUCAACGUUAUUCAGCUAAUAGCGGAAUUCAAAUUGCUAUCUAACAUCGAUUCCAGCCGAUUGAUCGAAGCCGUAUUCGAAAAGCCAUUAAACGAAUGCAAAAACAUACUAAUCAAGCAAGCUUGUAGCACCAUUCAAACCGAAUCUACCCCUAACACAGAAGAUUAUAAUAAAUAUAAACCCAUGAAGGUAUCGUGGAAGUACGAUAUGAAAUCGUGCGUUGACUCAUCUCCGCUAAUUUUCACCGACAGGUUCAACGAAGCGCGAAUAGCGAUCGGCAGUUUCGGCAACAUAUUCGCCGUUCUCGACGAAAACGGACGAGAAAUCUACAAAACUAUUCUCGGCGGCUCGAUCGAAUGCGUUCCCGCCGUUUCGCCCUGCAAAAACUUCAUCUACGUAGGCUGUUACGAUGGAAUAAUGUACUGCAUUAAUUUCCACGCGAACCGGACGAUUUGGUCCUUCGAAACCGGCGAUAGAAUCAAAUGCUCGCCGUUAUUUCUCAACGACGGCGCUCGAAUCGUUUUCGGCUCCUACGAUAAUUACGUUUACUGCUUAUCCUCGCAGGACGGCGUAAAAAUAUGGUCAACGAAACUGGACGGGAGCGUUUCGGCUAAUCUCAUCGAGCGAGAAAAAUUCGGAAUUUUCGCGGCGACUACUCGAGGGCUCUCCUACCGACUCUCGGAGACCGACGGGAGAAUCUUGUGGAGUUACAAAUGCGAGUCCCCGGUAUUCGGAACUCCGUUGUAUUCGAAAGAACUGCUGUUGGUGCCUUCGGUGAGCGGCGUCGUGACGCUCUUAUCGGCCGACGGCGGUCGAUUGGCGUCGAAAUUCCAAUCGGACGGGCGCGUUUUCUCCUCGUUGGCGAUCAUCGAGGAUUACGUGGUGUUCGGGUGUCAUGAUCGAUGCCUUUACGUGGCGAAACUCGUCGACGAGGAAUUGGUUUUGAUGAAGAAACUUUCGCUAGACGGUGAAAUUUCGUCGACGCCUUGCGUUCGAGACUGGAACGGUUUUAAAUCGAUUAUCGCUGCUACUAACGUCGGUACGGUGUAUUCGAUUAAUUUCGAUGAUUUGGUAAUUAAUCGUUUAAUUCGAUUACCCGGCGAGGUGUUCUCGUCGCCUGUUGAAUACAACAACAAAGUGUACGUAGGUUGUAGGGAUAAUAAUUUGUAUUGUAUAUCCAUAACAAUGUAA
Messenger RNA from Phyllotreta striolata, 2766 nucleotides. The record is from the annotation of a GenBank genome assembly. Lineage: Eukaryota; Metazoa; Arthropoda; Insecta; Coleoptera; Chrysomelidae.